This is a messenger RNA of Macrosiphum euphorbiae (potato aphid), 537 nucleotides long. The record is from the annotation of a GenBank genome assembly. Lineage: Eukaryota; Metazoa; Arthropoda; Insecta; Hemiptera; Aphididae.
AUGGGUAACGACGAAAAAAUUGACAUUCCAAAUUUUAACUUUGUGGCGAGUUUCAGAAGAAAUAAUCGUCCAGCAGGAGGAGUAGCUAUAUAUCAAAAUACCGCCACAGUUCAUUAUUGCACAAAUUAUAUGGAUGUGCAUGCCAAAUACGCCACGAUGUUUAACACUUCUACUUCUGAUAUCGGCGAUAUGUGUAUAAGUCGUUGCCACUGCGGCGAUAAUCAAUUCAUCAUUAUGGUUGCCGUUUACAUUUCUCCUAAUAAUUCAUUGCGUGCUAUACGAGACUUCUUUUAUGAAAAUUUAUUUAUUUAUUCUCAUGGCGCAUCUGCAUUACUUCACCAAAAAAUUGGAAAAAGAUUCGAUGAUUUGCCAAUGAUUUUGAGUGGGGAUUUCAAUAUAAACUUUGCAGACGAUAAAAAUCUACCAUUAUUUGAAUUUUUCAAAAAUGAAUUUGGUUUGAACAUGUCAAAUGAUCGCAAUCUUAGCACAACAAGAUCUACAAAACUACUAUUGAUGCGGUCUUUACAAGAGAUUUGA